Messenger RNA from Egretta garzetta (little egret), 1806 nucleotides. RefSeq names its product vasoactive intestinal peptide receptor 2 (gene VIPR2). Gene Ontology annotation, biological process: cell surface receptor signaling pathway; adenylate cyclase-modulating G protein-coupled receptor signaling pathway. The record is from RefSeq and is a predicted model, not a curated record. Bases 1 to 1806 code for a protein of 601 amino acids. The transcript has 16 exons. Gene Ontology annotation, molecular function: peptide hormone binding; vasoactive intestinal polypeptide receptor activity; G protein-coupled peptide receptor activity. NCBI's taxonomy places the organism in Eukaryota, Metazoa, Chordata, Aves, Pelecaniformes, Ardeidae. Gene Ontology annotation, cellular component: plasma membrane.
AUGCUACGAGACAUCUUGAGAAUCUUUUACUUUGAAGACAACAUGAAGUAUCCUGGGUCCUCCCUGGGGAGCCUUUUUGUGGUGCCCAAGAGAAGGAAUCCUAAAGACAAGUAUGUUCUAAGCUUGGGGGCUCUCAAGACCAAGGACUCUGAAAUGACAUUUGCUGAAGAAAGUAGACUGAGCGCCGGGGCUCCUGACUUGGUACAGUCUCCUCCUGUGCUGGUUAACUUCGGAUACCGCAAACAGUAUACUAGAUCGGUUGUUGACAGUAUGGAUGGGAGUAAAGUAAUCAAGGACAGUCUGGAAACUCAGCGAUGUGCGGAGCUGGGCAGUGGAGAAGGUGCCGCCGAGACCCGAGAGCAGCAGCCAAGCCCGGCCAGCAGCCCGGCUGCAGCUCCCAGUGCUGCGGCAGGGAAACGCGCUGCCCCAAGGAGGGGACGGCUUGUGUUUGCGAUUGCCCCCUGCCUUCUUAGGCUGAUAGCAGGUCUGAAGUUUAUUGAGUAUCCGAACCCUGGCUUGUUUGUUAAUUUGACACAGGUGAAUGGUGUCCAUCCGGAAUGCGGGUUUCAUCUGGAGAUUCACGAGGAGGAAAAAAGGUGCAUGGAACUGCUGAAGAAUGCAAAGCCAGUGGACUACAAAGGAUGUGUUGGAGUUUGGGAUAACAUCACCUGUUGGCGUCCUGCGAAGAUUGGAGAGACUGUCACUGUCCCUUGUCCAAAAGUAUUUAGCCUUGCUUCUGGCAAACCAGGAAAUAUUAGCAAAAAUUGUACGAGUAAUGGAUGGUCAGAUAUUUUUCCUGACGUCUUAAGUACUUGUGGAUAUAAUGACGAUGACGAUGAUUAUAAGGACAACUUCUAUGUAAGGGUGAAGGCAAUUUAUACACUUGGACACAGCCUCUCUCUGAUUGCUCUUACAACAGGAAGUAUAAUUCUUUGCGUUUUCAGAAAACUUCAUUGUACUCGGAACUACAUCCAUCUGAACCUGUUCCUCUCUUUCAUUCUAAGAGCAAUCUCUGUUUUAGUCAAGGAUGACAUUCUCUAUUCCAGUUCCAACACAGCUCACUGUCCAGAGGAUCAAACCUCAUGGGUGGGCUGCAAGGCUAUUUUGGUAUUCUUUCAGUAUGGUGUUAUGGCAAACUUUUACUGGCUCUUAGUUGAAGGACUUUACCUCCACAUCCUCCUUGUGCUAAUAUUCUCCCCCAACAGACACUUCACAAUCUACCUGCUGAUUGGAUGGGGAAUUCCUACCAUAUUUAUUAUUACGUGGACAGUGACACGGAUCAUUUUAGAGGACACAGGUUGCUGGGAUACAAAUGAGCAUGGUGGUCCCUGGUGGGUUAUACGAAUACCAAUUUUAAUUUCUAUUAUAGUGAAUUUUAUACUUUUCAUUAGUAUUAUAAGAAUCUUACUGCAGAAGUUAAGAUCUCCAGAUGUUGGAGGAAAUGACCAGUCACAGUACAAGAGACUUGCAAAAUCCACGUUGCUGCUUAUUCCAUUAUUUGGAGUUCACUACACAGUGUUCGCUCUAUUUCCUGACCGCAGUUCCAAUAAUUAUAAAAUAAUCUUUGAGUUGUGUUUGGGAUCUUUUCAGGGGCUGAUUGUUGCAGUCCUGUAUUGUUUUUUGAACAGUGAAGUGCAAGGGGAGCUGAAAAGAAAAUGGAGGAGUUUGUGCUGGAAGCAGACAGUGGACAAAGAUUACAGACUCCACAGCUCUUCGAUUUCUCGAAAUGGAUCCGAAAGCAUUUCUCAGCUCCACCGGAAUUCAAGAGCUCAGUCAUUUAUGCAGACAGAGACCACCAUGAUAUAA